AGACCCAGAACGAACGAACGAACAGAGAGAGAAACAAGAGAGAGAAACAAAGAUAGGUCUUCUUCUUCUUCUGCUAGCUCAUGUUUCCUCCAUUGAAAUUCAAAAACUAGCCAAAGUGAUGACGAUUAUCUCUGCACUACUUUAGCAGCUACCACAGUUUGGACAUCAUCAUCAAUGGUAAUAUAUAUAAACAAACCUUGUUUGUUUUCAAGGAAAGAAAGAAAGCUCAAGAAUUUUUAUUUAUGCUAGCUCUUUUCUUUGUUUCUUAACUUAAAUUAGCAUCUCCUUUCUUCUCUGCCUUUACCUAGUUUUAGUACUUAGCUCAAAUAAUAAUAAAAAAAAACCUAAUUCCUCCAUCCAUCCAUCCACAACUACAUAUAUAUAUUCAUUUGAAUACGUACCAAACUCAUGUCAUCAUGUCUUCUGAUCGUGAUACCCUCUCCUCAAUCCUCCUCCAUCACGACCCAUCUUCAAACCCUAACCCUAACUCCAAUCCCGCCAAGCGAAAGCGAAACCUCCCAGGAAACCCAGAUCCAGAUGCGGAAGUCAUAGCUCUCUCUCCCAAAUCUCUCAUGGCUACAAAUCGAUUCCUAUGCGAGAUCUGCAACAAAGGUUUCCAAAGAGACCAAAACCUGCAACUGCACAGAAGAGGCCAUAACCUUCCAUGGAAGCUGAAGCAAAGGAACAACAAAGAGGUCAUCAGGAAGAAGGUCUAUGUCUGCCCGGAGAAAGGCUGCGUCCACAACGACCCUUCUCGAGCCCUCGGCGAUCUAACAGGAAUCAAGAAGCACUUUAGCAGGAAACACGGAGAGAAGAAAUGGAAGUGCGACAAGUGUUCGAAGAAGUAUGCCGUUCAAUCGGACUGGAAAGCCCAUAGCAAGAUUUGUGGGACAAGAGAAUACAAAUGUGACUGUGGAACUAUCUUUUCUAGGAAGGAUAGCUUUAUAACUCACAGAGCUUUCUGUGAUGCAUUAGCUGAAGAGAGCGCAAGAUUCACCGCACUCCCCACACCAAAUUUGGGCUUCUCAACCGAUAUUGGAACCGGGUUGUCGGCCUUUCAGACCAACAACAUUGUCGGAUUACAAUCCCAUCAAAAACCAGUCCUACCACUGUGGUUGGACAAUGGGAUGACGAGUUCUUAUAUGGGGUUGUCGGCCAUUAAUGCUGGCAUGCCCGAAUUGAUACAGCCGGUUCAUGGGAGCUCAUUCGGGCUAUCUCCAGCUCAGCCUCAUUGGUCAACAAAUCUGUCUUCUUCCACGUUACCCGGGGGCGGCGGCGGGAUGGUUCUGAAAGAAGAGAAUAUCAAUGUAGUCGACUCUGCUCCGGGCCAUAUGUCGGCCACAGCCCUUCUACAAAAGGCGGCUCAAAUGGGUUCGACGAGGUCAAGUAAUUCGAGUUUGUUUAGUAGCAGCUUCGGAUUGAUGGGUUCUUCUCAUCAGAAUUCAAAAACCGUAGAGAACAUUAAUCGACACCAAUUGAUGGUGAAUCAGCUCGAUCAUGAUGUGGGCGGCGGGGGCGGGGGGUUUGUAUUUGGCGACCCGGGAAAUAAUAAUUCAUCAGUUGGUGGUGGCGGUGGCGGGUCAUCAGGGUGCAGCAGCCAGAGGAGAGUACAUGUUCUUGACCCUCUGAUGAUGAUGGGUGGUGGUGAUAAGAGCUUGACAAGAGAUUUUUUGGGAGUGGGUGCUGGGAGACGGUUAUUAGAACAAGAGUUAGGAAAGUUUGGAUCCAUUAAUAGUAAUAAUAAUGGUUCGGCCAUGAACUUAGCAGCAGCAGCAGCUGGUCAUGAACAUUUCAAUGAAGAUCGAUCCUAAAUCCUAAUUUAAGUCAUGAUGAGAAUUGAUGUCGGUCGGUCCCUUAUUAUUCUUUUUUUCCAUUUUGAUGUAAUUUUGUUUUGGUUUAUGAUGAAAUGAAGACAUUUCCUUUUUGAA
Impatiens glandulifera is the source of this 1928-nucleotide messenger RNA. RefSeq names its product zinc finger protein BALDIBIS-like. The record is from RefSeq and is a predicted model, not a curated record. Gene Ontology annotation, cellular component: nucleus. NCBI's taxonomy places the organism in Eukaryota, Viridiplantae, Streptophyta, Magnoliopsida, Ericales, Balsaminaceae. The coding region runs from base 417 to 1811 and encodes 464 amino acids. Gene Ontology annotation, molecular function: DNA-binding transcription factor activity. The transcript has 3 exons.